Pedinophyceae sp. YPF-701 is the source of this 1017-nucleotide messenger RNA. The record is from the annotation of a GenBank genome assembly. Lineage: Eukaryota; Viridiplantae; Chlorophyta; Pedinophyceae.
AUGGCCGCGGACAGCUGCCAGAUCCUGCGUAGUGUGUCCGAGGUCCGGGAAUGGACGCGAAAACACCACAGCGAGGGCAAGACGGUUGGCUUCGUGCCCACAAUGGGGGGCAUCCACCAGGGCCACCUGUCCCUGGUGACGGAGCUCCAGAAGCGCAAGAUCGACACCGUCAUCGCCUCGAUAUACGUCAACCCCACGCAGUUCAACCAGUCGGAGGACUUUGACACCUACCAGCGCACCCUGGACGCGGACGUGGCGGCGCUGGCGUCGGUCGGGUGCGCCGCGGUGUUCUGCCCCGAGCGCCUGUACAGCUCGGGGGACGGGGACGGCGCCGCGGACGGCGCCGCGGACGACGCGGCGAACGUCGCGGGCGCCGACGGCGAGCACCGCACCCCACCAGGCGGCCAUGAGACGUGGGUGACGGUGACGCGGCUGGGGUCGGGACUGUGCGCGCGGUCGCGGCCGCAGUUCUUCCGGGGCGUCGCGACGGUCGUCCUCAAGCUCAUCAACAUCGUGCAGCCCGACGUCAUCGCCCUGGGCCAGAAGGACUUCCAGCAGCUCCGCGUGGUCCAGCGGAUGGUCCGGGACCUCGACGUGCCCGUGGAAGUGUACCCGUGCCCGACGGUGCGGGAGGCGGACGGGCUCGCCAUGUCGUCGCGCAACGCCAAGCUCACCCCGGACGUGCGGCAGCAGGCCCUCACUAUUUACAAGCAGCUGGCCUGGGCCAUGGGCGCCGUGAACAGCGGGGAGGUGACGGACGCGGAGAUGAUCCGCACCACGAUUCGGGAAGCCAUCACGGCUGCUGGGGGUGUCGUGGACUACGUCGAGGUGGUGUCCCCCGGGGACCUGGAGCCGGUGAGCGAGGUGGGCAAGGUGCUGACGGUGGUGCUGGUGGCGGCCACCUUCGGGGGCGUGCGCCUGAUCGACAACCAGAUGCUGCUACCGCGCGAGGAGGGUGCCGCGCCGGCCGUGGGCGAGGCCGAGGAGGGCCAGGACGCGUGGUGCUCGCUGAUGUGA